AGAUAAGUGAAGAAAGAAGUAAUAUUGGUGUCGUCCGGGAGCCAUGUUAGAUUUACAGGCUUUGACCUGACCUAGUGGCUGUAACAUCAGCAUGGACCCCCGGUAUUGUGCUCAAGACAUCAUUAGAUGUGGCCUCUGUGAGAGAAAUGUGGUACAAAGUCAUUGCCAGCUUUGUCAUGUCAACCUGUGUAAGGUCUGUGUAGGAGAGCAUCUCUCUGAUUCAACCAAAAAACAUAGAGUUGUACCAUAUAAAGAAAGAACGUCAACUCCUGAUUACCAAAAGUGUCCAAAGCAUUUCAAGAACUGUGAACUUUACUGUGAACAAUGUGACAUUCCUGUAUGUUCUACCUGCAUCUCCUCGGGAAAACAUAAGGGGCAUCAUAUAUCAGAUGUUUUACAAAAACUGAGCUCCAAAACAAAACACAUCGAAAAAGAAUUAAAAGAACUUGAGACUAGAAUUUUCCCAAAAUACGAAGAAAUAGCCUCAGGUAUAAAAACCAAGAAAGACCACUUGGAAUCACACUACAGGAAACUGACAACAGAUGUCACCAAACAAGGAGAAGACUGGCACAGAGAAAUUAACAUCAUUGUCAAUAAACGGAAAUCUGAAAUUGAUGAAAUGAAAAUUAAACAUUUGGCUGUUUUAGAUAAACAGGAAAAAGAAAUCAAACAAAUAACUGCAGAAGUGAAUCAGUGCCUGCUUGAUCUCAAGAAAAUACUGGACUCUGAUGAUGUCUCCCUUACCUCUGCCUACAAAUCCAGAAAUGCUGAUUUCAGUUGUUUACCUCCAGACCAAAAUAUUACAUUACCAAGUUUCUAUCCUCAUCAUAUCAACAAAGAACAGCUCCAUCAAAUGUUUGGUUCUCUGUCAGCAUUAUCCAUUACAACAGAAGAACAUGGCUACACAAUCAAACCAUUGCUUGAUGACCCCGUGCUCAUCACCACCAUAGACACUCGGUAUAAAACACUAUGCAGUGGUAUCUGUCUCAGCGAUGAAGAAAUCUGGACACGUGGACAUGACAAAAUCAUAAAACUCUACAACCUCAAAGGCAAACUAUUGAAGUCAAUCCAAACCAAGUCAGGGAACUGGCCACGUGACAUAGCAGUGACAAGGUGUGGAGAUCUAGUUUAUUCUGAUGAUGAUGCAAAAACUGUGAACAUUGUGAGGAAUAAACAGAUACAGUACGUGAUCAGUCUAAAGGGGUGGAGACCUUACCAUGUCUGUAGUACCUCCUCUGGGGACCUCCUGGUUACCAUGGUCAGUGAUGAUGAUGAACAAUCAAAAGUUGUCCGUUACUCUGGCUCUAUAGAGAAACAAACCAUUCAGUUUGAUAGUCAAGGUAAACCUCUGUAUUCAUCUACUAAAUAUGCUAAAUACAUCCGUGAGAACAGAAACUUGGAUAUCUGUGUGGCUGACAAUAGUGCUCGUGCAGUAGUUGUUGUCAAUCAGGCAGGCGGACUCCGAUUUAGGUACACUGGUCAUCCCUCUAUUACCAAAGGAUCAUUUAAUCCAGUCGGCAUCACAACAGACAGUCAGAGUCAGAUCCUCACAGCAGACCGUAAUGACUGUAUUCACAUCAAAAAUCAGGACGGACAGUUCCUCCGUUACAUUGAUAACUGUGAUCUACAGUAUCCAUUUGGUUUAUUUGUAGACAUGAGUGAUAACCUCUUUGUGGCUGAGAAUGUCACUGGUAAAGGUCCAGAACCUGGCUACACAAUCAAACCACUACCUGAUAAACCAAAGCUCAUCAACAUCGUGGACACUGGGUAUAGCUUAUACGGAGUUACCUGUCUCAGUGAUGAAGAAAUCUGGACAUGUGGGGAGGACACAAUUAUGAAACUCUACAACCACCAGGGCAAAUUACUAAAGUCAUUCCAAACCAAGUCUGGGAAUUUUACGCAGGACAUAGCAGUGACAAGAAGUAGAGAUCUAGUUUAUACGGACCCUGAUUCAAGAACUGUAAACUUUGUAAAGAAUGAACAGAUACAAGAAGUGAUAAUACUGCAGGGUUGGGUACCUUACAAUGUUUGUAGUACAUCCUCUGGUGACAUCCUGGUUACCAUGGACAGUGACGAUUAUAAACAAUCAAAGGUUGCCCGAUUCUCUGGAUCCUUAGAGAAACAAACUAUUCAAUUUGAUAGUGAAGGUAAUCCCCUGUAUUCAUCUGGUGUCUACACUAUUAAAAACAUAAGUGAGAACAAAAACCUGGACGUCUGCGUGGCUGACAGUGUAGCUAGUGCAGUAGUGGUGGUAAAUAAGGCAGGAAAACUUCGAUUUAGAUACACUGGCAAGAAAUCGGCAACCAAGAGAUAUCCAUUUUACCCACGCGGCAUCACAACAGACAGUCAGAGUCAGAUUCUGACAGCAGACUGGGAUAACCACUGAAUCCACAUCCUAGAUCAGGACGGACAAUUCCUCCGUUACAUUGACAACUGUGAUCUACAGCGUCCAUGGGGUUUAUGUUUAGACACCAGUGAUAACCUCUUUGUGGCUGAGUGGAAAAGUGGUAAAGUGAAGAAAAUCAGAUACUAGCAAUCAUUACAGUA
Molecule: messenger RNA, 2547 nt
Organism: Saccostrea cuccullata (small rock oyster)
Lineage: Eukaryota; Metazoa; Mollusca; Bivalvia; Ostreida; Ostreidae
Exons: 4
Biological process (GO): protein polyubiquitination; negative regulation of translation; proteasome-mediated ubiquitin-dependent protein catabolic process
Molecular function (GO): ubiquitin protein ligase activity; translation repressor activity; protein binding
Source: RefSeq, a predicted model, not a curated record